AUGCGCACCGCUCUUAUUCUAUAUAGCCUUCUGUGCAGCUCCGCUGCUGCUCGCUCCCAUAACAGAGGCCAACGGAGAAGCGGGCGUACUGAUCCCAAUGCGCCUUCAGAUUGUACGCUUUUUAAUGAUGCGGUAACAAAGGAUCAUGACUGCAGAUACUUUGAAGCCAACUGGGGGAUUUCACAUCAGGACUUUGUGAAAUGGAAUCCUUCCGUUAGAGAAAACUGCGACGGCAUCGUGAUUGGAAGUUCCUAUUGUGUGGAAGUCAAUUAUGGGCUGCCUCCAACUGGUACAUCGAUAACGACCGCUGUGAAGCCAGCAACGACCGGCUCGCCUAUACCAUCACCCAACCAGAGUGGGAUUAUCGACAGUUGCACCAACUUCUACAAAGCUGGCUCGCAUGACAACUGUGAGAUCAUCGUCAAGAAAUUCGGCACUUUCUUGCUCGAAGAUUUCUAUGGCUGGAAUCCCGCGGUGGGAAGUUCAUGCAUGGGGCUCUGGACCGGGUACCACUAUUGUGUGGGCAUUCCAGGAACACCGAGUAGCCGGUUGACUACCACGUCGGCACCAAUGGCUACGAUAAUGACUCCUGCCGGACCAUCGCCAACGCAGGACGGUAUUGUCUCCAGCUGCACAAAGUACCGCAAAGCGGUCUCCGAUGAUACUUGCUUCGGUGUAGCCGCAGCAUUUAGCACCUUUACCGUGGAACAGUUUGUAGCCUGGAAUCCGGCAGUUAAGAGCGACUGCAGCGGCAUGUGGGCUGGCUACUACUACUGUGUCGCUAUUCCAGGUACCCCAACUGCGAAGCCGACAACGACCACGACCACGUUUAGCAGAGCGCCGAUCUCGGCUGGGCCUUGGCCGACGCAGGAUGGGAUUGUUACGAACUGCAAGGCGUACUAUAAAGCCGUAUUAGGGGACAGCUGUGCAGUUAUUGCCAACCGCUAUGGCACAUUCGCAUUGGAGCAGUUCAUCAAGUGGAACCCCGCUGUCAAACCUGACUGUUCUGCAGUCUGGAUAGGAUACUAUUAUUGCAUUGGUAAGUUAUACCGUAUCUAUACAUCAAAUUAA
Molecule: messenger RNA, 1071 nt
Organism: Arthroderma uncinatum
Lineage: Eukaryota; Fungi; Ascomycota; Eurotiomycetes; Onygenales; Arthrodermataceae
Product: LysM domain-containing protein
Exons: 2
Coding region: 1-1071 (356 amino acids)
Source: RefSeq, a predicted model, not a curated record